This is a messenger RNA of Marchantia polymorpha subsp. ruderalis, 462 nucleotides long. The record is from the annotation of a GenBank genome assembly. NCBI's taxonomy places the organism in Eukaryota, Viridiplantae, Streptophyta, Marchantiopsida, Marchantiales, Marchantiaceae.
GAGGACGGUCGUACCUUGGCCGGCUAAAACAUCCAAAAGGAGUCUACCCUCCAUUUGGUCUUGAGGCUGAGGGAAGGAAUGCAGAUUUUCGUGAAGACCUUGACUGGUAAGACCAUUACUCUUGAGGUUGAGAGCUCAGAUACUAUCGACAACGUGAAGACGAAGAUUCAAGACAAGGAGGGAAUCCCCCCAGACCAGCAGAGGUUGAUUUUUGCAGGAAAGCAACUCGAGGAUGGAAGAAUUCUAGCGGAUUAUAAUAUCCAAAAGGAAUCCACUUUGCACUUGGUGCUCCGUCUUCGUGGUGGCCAGUAAAUCCUUACAUUCACAUGGAUCUUUUGUUAGAUCAAUCGUUGUACCAAUGUGCGCUAUUAUCUCGGAGUAGCUCUUAAGUGGGAAAUGAUGUAACGCAGCAGCUGAGGAUCGGUUUCAGAUCCUCAUGCUUACAGACGAAAUACAACCUCG